UUUCCUUUCCUUUCCUUUCCUUUCCUUUCUUCUCAAACUACUUACAGCAAGACACCGACCAACAAGAACUGACCAACAACCCAAAAUCAACCCAAAAACCUGGAUGUGGAACUCGAGCAAUUCAACCUAGCAGUCCAAGCACUCUAGUCAACCAAUCUCAUCACCACCUAGGAGACGCGUACACUACCACCCUGGUAGCCGGAUCACACCAUCAUGGCCAACACCGAUCGAGGCCAAAGCCUGCGCAGCCUAUACUCCUCAACCAGUACCCAGGAUCAACUCCUAUCGCCCACCCUGCCCUCAUCAGCGAUGAAAUCAACCGCCAAGAAACCCGGCCAAGUGAUGGCAGAUGCAGCCGCGACCGCCGAAUUUAACGAAAAGAGAUGGUUCUGGCUACCCGAUGAGAAGAAGGGCUAUAUUGCGUGUUGGAUCAUCAAGGAUCAACAAUCAGCAACAGCAACCACAACUAGCACCGAUCAGGACCCUCCAGAGACAGCCCCAACCUCGAACGAUCAGCAACUCGUCGAGGUGAGAUGUGUGGAUGAUAAGACACGAACAGUCAAACUCGACAUACUCGAAAAGAUGAACCCACCCAAAUUCAAUAAGGUAGAAGACAUUGCAGACCUCACCUUCCUCAACGAACCUAGUGUCGUCCACAACCUCAGACAACGCUACGAAUCAAAGAUGAUCUAUACUUAUUCUGGACUUUUUUUGGUGGCCAUCAACCCAUAUCAUCCAAUUCCAAUCUACACCCCUCAAGUGAUCUCUCAAUACAAAAACAAACGACGCGAAGAAAACCCCCCUCACGUCUACGCAGUUGCUGAGAGGUCAUGGCAGCAUAUGCUAGGCGAACGCGAAAAUCAAUCGAUCCUCAUCACCGGUGAAUCCGGGGCUGGAAAGACUGAGAACACCAAACGAGUGAUCUCCUAUCUGACCGCGAUCGCCAGUGCACACAAGUUCCCAGCCUCGGGUAGUGAGAAUAGCGUAUCUGAAAGUAGCAGGCCCACCUUAGGGAGUAGAUCGAACACCAGUACCCGGGUCGAAGUGGUCGAUCUGGUCGGUAAACGACUCGGGAAACUCGAACGUCAGAUUCUACAGGCUAACCCGAUCUUAGAAUCCUUUGGAAAUGCCCAAACGGUUAGAAAUAAUAACUCAUCUCGAUUCGGGAAAUUUGUGAGAAUCGAAUUCAACGCGCUUGGAGCGAUCUCAGGUGCAAACAUUGAUUGGUACCUACUCGAAAAAUCUCGAGUAACCUCCCGCAGUGAGAAAGAACGAGCGUUUCAUGUCUUCUAUCAGCUCUUGAUCGGUUGUAGCUCGAUCGGAUCGGGUGGCGGUGGAGACGAGGAACUAGCUGAAAAACUAUUGCUCAACAGUACCGAUCCCAAAGAUUAUGACUAUCUGAACAAAACUAAACUAGUGGUCGAUGGGAUGGACGAUCUAGAGGAGUGGAAGAACCUUAGAGAGAGUCUGAACGUGGUCGGAUUGAGUACCGAAGAACAACUCAACCUAUUCAAGAUUAUCUCCAUCAUUCUUCACAUCGGUAAUAUCGCCGUUCAAUCCGAUCGAUCCGAUGUGGCUUACAUUCAUACUGGUACAGAGAAUGAAUCCUUGGCGAAUCUAGAACAAGUCUUCCAUCUAUUAGGAUUGCCCAAUCUAGAAGAGUUUAAGAAGAGUAUCCUGCGCCCUAAGAUCAAGGCCGGUCGUGAGUUUGUUACUCAGCAACGUAAUGCGAAACAAGUCAAGGAGGAACUCUCUUCACUGUGUACAACACUUUACGAAAAGUCAUUCGGCAAGCUCAUCGAGAAGAUCAAUGUCAUGCUUGAUAAAAGUAACAAGGGCAACCAGAACAGUCUUUCAUCAUUCAAGUCGACCUUCAUUGGCGUACUGGAUAUUGCUGGUUUCGAAAUCUUCGAGACCAAUGGCUUCGAGCAACUCUGUAUCAAUUACACCAAUGAACGUCUACAACAGUUUUUCAAUCAUCACAUGUUUGUGCUGGAGCAGGAAGAGUACUCCAAGGAAGAUAUCGAUUGGGACUUUGUCAAUUUCGGUCUUGACCUUCAACCUACAAUCGAUCUGAUCGAAUCUUCAUCCGAUCCAAUCGGAAUCUUGAGCUGUCUCGACGAAGAAUGUAUUAUGCCUAGGGCUACCGACCUCACGUUCACUGAGAAACUGAUGGGUUUGGUGGCCAAGAACCCCAAUCCAAAGUUUAUCAAGUCUCGCUUCAACUCCACCGCCGGUUUCAUCAUUCAGCAUUAUGCCGGUCAUGUCGAAUACCGGACUGAAGGAUGGCUGGAAAAGAACAAGGAUCCGUUGAACAGCAAUCUGACCAAUGUAUUGGCAAGCUCUAAGGAUAAGUUCAUCGCAACUCUAUUCGAAGAGUAUCGAGAUUCUAACAGUCAGUCAGCUGGUCCUGUCACGGGCGGCGUGAAUCCCGACGCUGCCGGUGGACAGGUAACAGGCGGUGGGAAGCGGCGCGGCGUGAAACGCGGUGCGUUUCGGACCGUUGGUCAACGGCACAAGGAGCAGCUAACCUCGCUGAUGAACCAACUCCAAUCCACCCAACCUCAUUUCGUCAGAUGCAUUGUUCCCAAUCCUGACAAGCGGCCCGGGAUCAUUGAUGUCAAGCUGGUGCUUGAUCAGCUGCGUUGUAAUGGUGUCCUCGAAGGGAUUCGGAUUGCUCGUUUGGGCUAUCCCAAUCGUCUGCCGUUCAUCGAGUUUCGUCAACGUUACGAAGUCUUGACGCCUGGGAUCAUCCCAAGCGGAUAUCUUGACGGCCGGAAGGCGUGUAUCCGGAUGCUUGGUGCACUUGAGUUGGACGAAUCCGUCUACAAGAUCGGUCUGACCAAGGUUUUCUUCAAAUCUGGCGUCCUGGCCGAGCUUGAAGAACGUCGAGAUGAAUAUCUCUAUGAGAUCUUUACCAACUUACAGGCCAACUGUCGAUCGUUUAUCCACCAAAGAAAGAUGAAGAAGGUCUUGAACAAGGCGAUGUCGAUUCGAACGAUCCAGCGAAACGCAAGGAUCUACAACGAAUUGAAAUCUUGGCCAUGGUGGCAGCUUUAUACACGCGUCAGACCUCUACUGGCAGCUACUCGAGACGAUAACGAGCUACGGAAGAAGGCAAACGAAUUGAAUCAGCUCAAAGAGAAGAACGAGAAAGAGAGGCUAGAGCGAGAAAAGCUUGAGGCGAUGAAGAACGCGGUCGAGUUGGAGAAGCAAAGGGUCGAGAACGAAUUGGAGCAGGAGAGGUUGGUUAGUCUGAACAAAGAAGAGCAGCUGAUUCGGUCUAAGGAAAUGGAGAUGGCACUGGUAGAGGAACUCGAGGCAACGCGGAAAGAGCUCGAGGCACUUGAGGAUCAAUUCGAGAACGAGGUGAAACUACAUCACGCCACCCAGGUGGCUGUCAAGGAGAUUGAUACUCGGAAAGAGGAUCUCAGUAAGCAAAUCGCCGAACUCGAGGCUCACCAGUUGAGAUGGGUCGAUGAUGAGAACCGUUUGAAGGCCACAAUUACGGAACAACAACACUUGAUCGAGAAGCUUCAGAAGGAAAAGGCUGAAUUACACCAAGUACAUGAAGACCUCAAACGACAACAAGCCGAAAGUGAAGAAGAUCUAGACCGGAGUGAGAAGAGACUCAAGAUGGUGAUCGCUGAAUUAGAAGGCAAAUUGGAAUUCGAAAACGAUUCGACCAACAAACUGAAGGGCAAGAUCGAACAACUUGAGAAGGAUUACAUGAACUCGAAAAUCCAAUUAGGAGAGAUGAAGAAGACGAUCAUGGAUUAUGAAUCCAAGUUGAAGCACAAGGAGGCCGAAGCGGUCGGUUUGGAGAACCAGAAAUCAAUGGUUCUCAAGGAAAAAGAAACUAAUCUCAAGCGGACCAAGGAACUCGAGAUCCAAGUCGAAUCCCUAGACCAACAACUUGCCGAUUCUAGAGGUGAAAUCCAAAAACAUAUUCUUCAUCAACAAGCGAUCAGCAAAGAACUGGACGAGACCAGAGCGCUCUUAGAGACCAAAUGUAGUGAAGAGCACAUGAUGUCUCAAGUUUCAAAAGCUCGAGAGGAGGAACUGUUCAAAUUCAGGGAGCAACAGAAUCAAAUGUUGAGCGAAAUGUCGGAGAUCAAACGUCAAGGUAACCAAGCCGUAGCUGACAUCAAGUCAGAGCGUGAUGAAGUUCGGCGACAGUUUGAAUCGGCUACUCAGGCACACCAAGAAGCCACCGAGCGAAUUACAGCCCAAGGUCAAAAAAUCUCGAAUCUCGAACUUACGUUACAAAAGGCUGAUCGCGCAAAACAGGCAGUCGAGAUCGAGCUCCAAGAGAUCCGAUCGAAACAUUUAGAGGCGACCAAUUAUCUCGAUAAGACGAUGAAAGAGAAAGAGGGACUUGAGAAACAGUUGUCUGCUAGUGUCUUGAAAUUCCAAGAUAUGGAGGAUGCGAUGUUGAAGAUCGAAAGAGAAAGAUCUGCAUGGAAUCGCCAGGUUGAAGAUCUGAAAUCCAAGUUGGAGGUCGAAUUGACGAAACGAGUUGAAUUAGAACAUGAUAAUUCAAGUUUAGAGAAGGAUCUUAAAGUUCAUAAAGAUACUGUGUCAGAACAUGAGAAGAAUGCGGCUGGCUUGAGGAAAGAAUUGACACUCAAGAAUCAAGAGCUGCACAAAGCGAUCUCAUUGCAAGACAAGACGAUUGUUGAACAUGUUCAUGUCCUCGAAGAAGCCAAGAAAUACACCGACCGACAAUUGAGUGAAGCCCAAGCAUUACUAAGAGAUCAAACUGGACAGCUGAAAUUACUCGAUCGGACGGUUGCCAGAUUGAAGGGAGAAGCUGAAGAUCUGACACGAGAGUUGCAAAAGGAGAAGGCUCAAAACCGACAAUCACAUGCCCAACAUCGUCGAGUCAGUGGAGCAAACGAUAAUAAGAACGAGGUCCAUCUAUUGAAGUUAAACCUUGACAAGGAGAAAGUGGCUCGAAACCAAGCCGAGGCUAAUGUCAGGAAGCUGCAGGCUGAGCUUAAGAAUGCACAAGAAGGGGUCACAAGUAUGGGCAAUGUUGGACGGCGCUCGCAUGCAGAAAGUACAGAAAUGAGUGCGACGGCCAAAAAGGAGUAUGAGAAUCGGAUUGCGGAUCUGGAACGGCAACUGCAUGAGAGAGACGCAAUUUUGAACAAGGCAACGAUUGAUCGAGUCAAGAAACAGGUCGAACAGCGUUAUACCGAUCUUAUUCAUCUGGUUAAGUCCGACCCAAAUAAGACUGAAAACGAGCUCAAAAAUAAACUUUUGGCCGAGCUGCAGCAAGCUAACCAAGAAUUAGAAAACGAAAUGGCUUCAUCUCUUGAUUCAUUAGGUCGACCCGUGAUCGAGCCGAUGAAAAGUUUCGCCAAUGGGGCAGCCUUCAAACGCAACCAAGGUCGACCGGGCUCAGUAGCCCGGAUGUCACGGGAGAUCGACCAGAAUGCACUAGGCCAAGACCGGUUCAAGGUGGUCCAGCUAGAGGAGACGAUCCGGAAGCACGAGCGGGCCAACCAUGCUUUACAGGCGGACUUGCAGGUGAUGAGCAUUCAGCAGAUCAAGUCAGACGUAAUCCGAAACCAUCUCGAAUCCCAAUUGAGCGGCCUGUUGAGGAUCUUGAAUAACGAGGACUCCAACCAAUCCAUCACCAUUGAGGAGAUCAAGCGCAAGUUGAACAUCGAACAUGAACAGCUUCAGGAGCUUUUGAAGGAGGAGAUCGAGGCUAGAAGUCUUGCAGAACAGUCCAGGUUGAAAGGCAGUCAGAACCUUAAAGAGAUCCAAAACUCGCUCACUAACUCCAUGGAUGAUAGGUUCUCGAAACUUGAAUCUAAUCAGUUCAAUCUCCUCUCUCAAAAUCGGGCUAGUGUUCACGAACUCGAAAGCCAGAAGAAUCGCAUCAACGAACUUCAACAAACCAAGAACAUGUUAGAAACAGAAUUGACCGACUACAAGCAGAGAUGCGAACACUAUGCUCAGAUGAUCGAACAAGAAGCAGAGGAUAAACGACAGAUGUUGGCCGAGUUGCAGGAGGCUCAGAUCGAAAGGGCUUCCACUGGCGACCUCGAGAAUGCCUUAAUUUCUUGGAAACAGAAAGCUGAUCAGUACCGUGAUCGGGUCGAGGCAGCUGAGGUAGCACGGCUCAAAGCUGAGAAAAGCGAAACUUUUGCGAAGGUUUCGCUUACCGACAGUGAACGAAGGAGGGCCGAAGCGGCGGAAGACAGGGAGGCGGCCGAGCAGCGAGCUCGAGUGGCUGAGCAGAGGGUGCGAGAAUUGGAGGCUUACUUGGAGGACGAAGGCGGAGAUUUCACCAAAGCUCAGAGGGAGACCGAGCGGACGCUUGCCGAGUUGAAUGAGCUCAGGGCCCAGUACGACCGGGCUAUGAAUGACCGGGACUAUACGGUUGAAGCAACCAGACAACGGUUUCAACAUGAACUCGAAAAUCUUGCAAAAGAGCUUGAAUCGGAACGAGAACGAACGAUGAAAGUUAGAGAAGAGCUUCGGCAACUACGCACUGAGCGCGAUGAGCUGCAAAUCCGGAACGACGAGAGACUCUAUUCGAGGGGAGGGUUCAGUAAGGAAAAAGAGAGAUUGGAAACCAAAGUCCAAGAUAUCACCAAAGCCUACGACGAGGCAGUCGCGGCGCAAGCAGAGCAAUCCUCUCAAAUAGUCACUCUCAUGAGUCAAGUUCGUGACUUGAGGGCAGCCAGAGAUGAAGCCGAAGCCGAUCGGGCUGCCCUAGUGACCGCUAAGAAAUCUUUAGAGCAGCGCUUAGAGGAGAUCGGAUCCGAAUUCCUUUCGGCUAACUCAGGUCGAUUAUCCAACGAUCGAGUUUUGCAGACUUUACAGCAGGAGCGUAGCGAUCUAAAGAGACAGUUGGAAGAGAGAGAAGACUUGUUUUCAGUGGCUCUUGAACGUCAGAAGAAAGCGGAGGCCUUUGCCAAUGAUUGUCAGAUGGAAGCCAAUCGAGAGAGAUCCGAAAGCUCAGAAUUGUUAAAAGCAAAUACUGAGUUGGAACGCAAGAUCAAGUUAUUAAACCUGAAGAUAGUUGAUUUAGAAACUCGAUCGAUGACCUCCUCGCCACGUCAGCUGAACUCGCAACAGAACCGAAACAAUCUAAGCGUGAUCGAGCCGAAGCAGUACGAGGAGGCACUCAACCAACUCGAACAGGAGAAGGAAAACUUCAACAAGCUCAGCAAGAAAGCCGAACGAAGCCUCAAAGAUCUCGAGUUUAAGUUGGUCGACUCUGAUCGCUCUAAAAAUCGUCUCCUGGAUGAAAUCAAAAACUUCGAAAAUAAAUUAUUCAGUUUGAGGAAAUUAAAUUCAGAUCUACAAUCCUCCGAAACUGAAUCACAAUUGGCUAAACGAAGGGCUGAACGAGAAGUAGCCGAUCUCCAAGAAAAGAUUUCAAGGCUUCAAGUCGAGCUAGAACGGUACAAGUCCAUGGGCCUUCUCAGUCGCUCUCCUGGUCCUGCUAGAAGGACUUGAUCUCUCAUCUCUCAUUCUUUUCUCUCGUCUCACAGCCCUCUCUCCCUUUUCUCUCUUCCCUCUCUCUCUUUCUCUCCGAGAGGAUUAGCUCAAUUAUAGAUGCCAUGUUGAUCGCUUGAUUUGAGUUUUAUGGUAUAUGUUAGAUGUACUACUUAUAAUUAUAUGUUUUCUUUUUUGUUACUUUGGUUUAUUAUGGGGCCUUUGUAUGUAUGUACUUGAGAAUUAAUGUAUAGAUCUUUUUGAGUAUGAUGCAGUAAACAUAAACAUUUCCUUAGUUUUAUUUUACUUUUUAUUUCUACUUUAUAAAAAAAGUACCUAAUUAAUUGAGUGUUCAUUCGGUUGUAGUGUUAAGUAUAUAUUUUGGUCACAUACAUACAGUUUUCUUUCUGUAAAAAUCUUCAGUAUGAUAAGUCAUUGAUCAUUUUCCAUUGUUCAGUAACAGAGCUGCUUGUCCAUAUCAACAAAGA
This is a messenger RNA of Puccinia graminis f. sp. tritici CRL 75-36-700-3, 7949 nucleotides long. RefSeq lists its product as uncharacterized. Gene Ontology annotation, cellular component: cytoplasm; actin cytoskeleton; vesicle. Gene Ontology annotation, molecular function: ATP binding; actin filament binding; microfilament motor activity. Gene Ontology annotation, biological process: actin filament organization; vesicle transport along actin filament. The record is from RefSeq and is a predicted model, not a curated record. Lineage: Eukaryota; Fungi; Basidiomycota; Pucciniomycetes; Pucciniales; Pucciniaceae. The coding region runs from base 214 to 7482 and encodes 2422 amino acids. The transcript is spliced from 18 exons.